Messenger RNA from Arabidopsis lyrata subsp. lyrata, 634 nucleotides. Its product is annotated as transmembrane protein 256 homolog. The record is from RefSeq and is a predicted model, not a curated record. NCBI's taxonomy places the organism in Eukaryota, Viridiplantae, Streptophyta, Magnoliopsida, Brassicales, Brassicaceae. Bases 28 to 414 code for a protein of 128 amino acids. The transcript has 5 exons.
CACAUCUCUCUUAAAGUCUCUGGUCAAAUGGGAAAUUGUGUAAGAAGCAAUCUUAGAGACAUCAGAGGAAGACGAUCGAUGGAUCCUCGGAUAUGGCACAAAGUCGCAGCUAUUUCCGGUAUGGCUGCUCUUGGUUUGGGAACUUAUGGCGCUCAUGUCUUUAAACCAGAAAACCCUUCUUACAAACAGGUGUGGCAAACGGCUUCUCUUUACCAUUUGGUUCACACUGCUGCUCUUGUUUCUGCUCCUAGUACCAAAUAUCCCAACAUUUUUGGUGGCUUGUUGACUGCUGGGAUUGUAGCCUUUUCCGGCACGUGUUAUAUGGUAGCGCUGCGUGAGGACAGAAAGUUUUCUACCUUGGCACCAUUCGGAGGCUUUGCGUUCAUUGCUGCAUGGGCAACUUUACUUUUCUAAACAAUCUCAAAACCAUCUAUAAGGUCAAGUUGUGGUCAAGCUUAUCCUACAUAUGAACUCACUGUUUUUUCCCUAAGAGAUUGCUUAAUACAAUACCGUGUCGACAAACAUAAAUCAUCUUCCUUUACUUAUUCACUUUGUUGCUAAAGGGAUUAUGUAAAUGACCAGAAUAAUGUAAUCUUAUUACCAUACAAAUUAUCAAAAUUCUACAUUAGAGAAA